This is a messenger RNA of Elgaria multicarinata webbii, 3408 nucleotides long. It is a transcript of the gene TSHZ2, whose product is annotated as teashirt zinc finger homeobox 2. Gene Ontology annotation, biological process: regulation of transcription by RNA polymerase II. Gene Ontology annotation, molecular function: DNA-binding transcription factor activity, RNA polymerase II-specific; DNA binding. Bases 75 to 3191 code for a protein of 1038 amino acids. NCBI's taxonomy places the organism in Eukaryota, Metazoa, Chordata, Lepidosauria, Squamata, Anguidae. The transcript has 3 exons. The record is from RefSeq and is a predicted model, not a curated record. Gene Ontology annotation, cellular component: nucleus.
GAGAGAACAAGCCCCGCGAGCUUCCAAGCCGCCUCGAAUCUGGAAAGAGAAGUAAGGUUGGAGAAAGUACAGCGAUGCCAAGGAGAAAACAGCAGGCACCAAAAAGGGCAGCAGGUUAUGUCCAAGACGACGACUUGAAAGAUGAGGAAGACAUAAAAGAGGAAGAAGAAGAUGACGAUGAGAGCAAUUCAACAGCCCAACUUCAGGGUAGCAACGACCCAGGCACGGAUGAAGAACAUGACGUGGGCCCCGAUCCAAAAGGCAGCUUUAGCUACCAGAAUUCUCCAGUAAGUCAUGUCUCCAAUCAGGAUGUUGAAAAUGAAUCACUGUUGAGUGAUGCCAGUGACCAGGUGGCAGAGAUUAAAAGCCUUUGCUCGAGAGAGGUGCAGGACUCCAAAGCCAAUGUCCACCCCAAACCUCCAAGUGAAGCACACAGUUGCAUGGAUAAAAUGACAGCCGUCUAUGCCAACAUCCUUUCAGACUCUUAUUGGACAGGUUUGGGACUAGGCCUCAAGUUGUCCAACUCUGAUAAGAGGGGCUGUGACAACAGAAACGGAGCCAGCAAAAGUGACUUUGAUUGGCAUCAGGAUGCGCUGACCAAAAGCCUGCAACAGAGCUUACCGGCUAGGCCGGUUUCCAAACCAAACCUUUUCAGUUCAGUCCAGCUCUACCGGCAAAGCAGCAAAAUGUGUGGAACUGUCUUCACGGGUGCUAGUAGGUUUCGGUGCAGGCAGUGCAGUGCGGCCUACGAUACUUUGGUAGAGCUUACUGUCCAUAUGAACGAGAGUGGUCAUUAUCAAGAUGACAACCAUAAGAAAGACAAAAACAGGCCUACCAGCUAUUCCAAGCCCCGAAAAAGGGCCUUUCAGGACAUGGAUAAAGAAGACGCCCAGAAAGUUCUGAAAUGUAUGUUCUGUGGUGACUCCUUUGAUUCCCUUCAAGACCUAAGCGUUCAUAUGAUAAAAACAAAACACUACCAAAAAGUGCCUUUGAAGGAGCCAGUACCUACCAUUUCUUCCAAAAUGGUCACUCCAGCAAAGAAACGUGUGUUCGACAUUAACAGGCCUUGCUCCCCAGACUCGACCACCGGGUCAUUUGCCGACACCUUUUCUUCCCAGAAAAAUGCAAAUCUGCAGUUGUCAUCGAAUAACCGCUAUGGUUACCAGAACGGCGCCAGCUACACAUGGCAGUUUGAAGCAUGCAAAUCGCAGAUCCUCAAGUGCAUGGAAUGCGGGAGCUCACACGACACCCUGCAGCAACUCACCACACAUAUGAUGGUCACGGGUCAUUUCUUGAAAGUCACAAGCUCAGCCUCCAAGAAAGGAAAGCAACUUGUUUUAGAUCCCCUGGCUGUGGAGAAAAUGCAGUCGCUUUCUGAGGCGCCGGCUGGUGACAGCCAACAUUCGAAACCUUCUAGUAAUGCAUCAACAGAUUCUACAGCUCCUGCUUCAGAGCUAAAGAAAGAAAGUAAGCAAAAUAAAUCUGAGGAAGUGAGCAAAGAUGAGAAAGUGGUAAAGAAUGAAGACUAUGAAGACACUAUUCAAAAACCGCUGGAUCCUACAAUGAAAUACCAGUAUCUUAGGGAGGAGGAUUUAGAAGAUGCUUCAAAAGGUGGUGGAGACAUUUUGAAGUCUUUGGAAAACACUGUCACCACUGCCAUCAAUAAAGCUCAAAAUGGAGCACCCAGCUGGAGUGCAUAUCCUAGUAUCCAUGCCGCCUAUCAACUCUCAGAAGGAGCAAAACCUUCCUUACCAGUAGGCUCCCAAGUUCUACAAGUUAGACCAACUGUCACAAAUAAGUUGAGGCCUAUUGCUCCAAAGUGGAAAGUUAUGCCUUUGGUUCCCAUCUCAGCUAACAUGGCCCAGUGCACUCAAGUGAAGAAGGAAGGAGAGACCAAAAAGGAAGCGCAAAAGGACUACAUUAAAGAGGUCAACAGAGUUGAUCCUGCCCCUGCCUGUCAAAGUGAAGGAGAAUCUCCCCCUCAAGCCGAGGUGUGCGUGGAACCCAAAAAGUCAGAGCCAAGUCCUUUGAAGGAGGAGAACAAGGCAAAAGAAGAUGAGGAGAAAGAAAAAUCAAAAACAAAGGAGUCUGCAGCAGCAGCAUCCCUCAGCAAUGGAUGUGCUUCUGCUAACCACUCCCCAGAGCUGCCUUGUUUGAACCCACUGAGUGCCCUGCAAUCUGUCCUAAAUAACCACUUGGGCAAAGCAAAUGAGCCUUUGAGGCCUCAGUCGAACUCCAGCCCCAGUUCAAGUUCAGUCUCUAUGUUCCAGAAACCUAAUUUAAACAUGAUGGAGAAGCCCGUUUUAUCUCCCACCCCAACGCCGACAAAACCUGCAGGCGUCACGUCCAGGCGUUACGUGUUUGAAAGCAACGAUCAACCGAUAGACCUGACCAAAUCUAAAAGCAAGAAAGGAGAGUCAGCUCAAGCACAAUCUUGCACUUCCCCACCUCAGAAACACGCGCUGUCUGACAUCGCAGACAUGGUCAAAGUUCUUCCCAAAGCAACAACGCCAAAACCCGCGGCCUCGUCCAGAAUCCCAUCCAUGAAACUGGAAAUGGACGUCCGGCGUUUUGAAGAUGUCUCGACGGAAGUCUCCACCUUGCACAAAAGAAAGGGCAGGCAGUCCAACUGGAAUCCUCAGCAUCUCCUUAUUUUGCAAGCUCAGUUUGCUUCCAGUCUCUUCCAAACUUCCGAAGGUAAAUAUUUAUUGUCGGACCUGGGCCCUCAAGAACGCAUGCAGAUUUCCAAAUUUACCGGACUGUCCAUGACCACCAUCAGCCAUUGGUUGGCCAAUGUCAAGUACCAACUCAGAAAAACUGGAGGGACAAAGUUUUUGAAAAACAUGGAUAAAGGGCACCCCAUCUUUUAUUGCAGUGACUGUGCAUCUCAGUUUAGAACCCCGUCGACGUACAUCAACCAUUUAGAAUCCCAUCUAGGUUUCCAAAUGAAAGACAUGAACAAGCUGGCUGUGGAGCAGCAAACCAAGGUAGAGCAAGAAAUCUCCAGAAUUUCAGUUCAAAGGUCUCCUGAAACAAUAGCUGGAGAAGAGGACACAGACUCUAAGUUCAAAUGUAAGUUGUGCUCUCGGACAUUUGUGAGCAAACAUGCAGUUAAACUCCAUCUAAGCAAAACACACAGCAAGUCGCCAGAACAUCACUCACAGUUUGUAGCAGAAGUGGAUGAAGAAUAACCCCUAAGGACAAAUGCCUUAACCCCCAGCUCUCCCAUCCCGACUCGCCCACCCUGAGCCUGCCUCCUCUCAUUGUGCCACUUCUGACAUUGAACUUCCAACAACCCGGACUGAGAAGACUGCCAAAAGAAUAAUAAAAAUCUCCAGCUAUUCUUCUUCAUCCUCACUAACAAUUUGGUAAUGAAGUAUUGAUUUCCACUCCCCCGCUUAUGGACGA